Rhagoletis pomonella (apple maggot) is the source of this 720-nucleotide messenger RNA. RefSeq lists its product as uncharacterized. The transcript has a single exon. The record is from RefSeq and is a predicted model, not a curated record. NCBI's taxonomy places the organism in Eukaryota, Metazoa, Arthropoda, Insecta, Diptera, Tephritidae. Gene Ontology annotation, molecular function: nucleic acid binding. The coding region runs from base 1 to 720 and encodes 239 amino acids. Gene Ontology annotation, biological process: DNA integration.
AUGGCGACUAGAGCCGUUCACAUCGAGGUGGUGGAUGAUCUGUCUGCGCAAGCCUUCCUCGACGCUUUUACACGCUUUACCAGUCGGCGGGGUCCUUGCCGCGUCUUAUACAGCGAUAACGGCACGGCAUUUGUGGGUGCGAAUCGACUGCUUCAGGAAGACGUGGCGGCAUGGAACAAUGAGAACGAUCAACGAUCGUUAGCGAGCAUGGGCACCCAGUGGCAUUUCAUCACUCCUAGUGCACCACACCAGGGUGGUCUCUGGGAGGCUGCGGUUAAAUCUGCCAAGCAUCAUCUGGUCCGCUGUGUUGGUUCUCAGACUAUGUGGUACACCCAAUUGCAGACCCUGGCCGCGCGUAUAGAAGCGUGUCUCAAUUCUCGUCCGAUCACUCCACUGUACGAUGACCCAGACGAGAAGUUUGCAUUGACACCAGGGGACUUUCUCAUCGGAGCACCGCUUUUAGCUGUGCCGGAGCCAGACAUACGCGAGAUUCCCACCAAUCGCUUGAAGCAGUGGCAGUGGGUACGACAAGUCCACCAGGAGUUUUGGCAGCGUUGGAGCUCCGAGUAUUUGAUCACGCUCCAGAGGCGCAACCCAGUGGCGUCUUGGUCGUGUGGUGGCAGUGCAUCACGGAGACGACGGAGCCGUCCGAAAUGUCACUUUGAAGACUGCGAGUGGAUGCAUCACCCGAGCUGUUCAAAAGCUAUGCUGCCUGCUUGA